Molecule: messenger RNA, 1581 nt
Organism: Plasmodium vivax (malaria parasite P. vivax)
Lineage: Eukaryota; Apicomplexa; Aconoidasida; Haemosporida; Plasmodiidae
Exons: 6
Coding region: 1-1581 (526 amino acids)
Source: RefSeq, a predicted model, not a curated record
AUGAUUUUCUUGGGAUUAAAUAGUGAUUACAAUGCUAGAAUAAAUUUAAAAAUAAAAUUUAUUGUAAAAUCAAUAAUAAAAGUUUUAACUAAGCAUUUAGUAUUAAUAAGCAUUUUAAAUCUGAUCAUCUCACUAUGCUACAACUAUAUUGUAAAUGCAGACAGUAAUCACCAGUUAAAUAUUGUAGCACAUUUAUUAAGAGGAACGUUUGUUAGCUCCGUACCAUCAUGUUUAACCCUAUCAUUAUUAAUAUUUUUUAAGGAGCACAGCUUAAACAAUUACAAGUACAAGGAAUGGAAUUUGAUAAACGUAUUAUGCGUAGUAUUAACCUUUUAUAGCAUAUUUUAUACGAAGACUGUUUUUUCAAAGGACUAUGGGAACAACAUAUACGAUAUCCUCUACGUGGCAUCUAUAUCGUACAUAUUGCAGAAAAGAUUCAAUACCAGGAAGUUGAGCAUUCAUGAUUUCCAACAAUGCAUGAACACGGAAACGAAGAACAUAAUUGAGCUCAUUCAGAAGGGAAUAAUUUUAAAUAUAAUGCCACUUAUUUGCUCAUACGUACUGAGUUUCAUUGUCGACAUAUUAUUAACAAUAAUUAACAGCAUUAGUUUCAACAUUAUCGUAAGUAUACUGACCCACCCAUUUGAUGUGAUAUUGAGUUUGCCAAAAAUAUACAACUUAUCAAACAUAUACGUUCUUACGAAUUUUUCUUAUUGCGUCUCGAUACUUUCAUCAAUAUGGAUAACGGCAAUUUUGGAAUAUCACUUUAUAAUUUUCAAUUUUAUAUUUAAUAAAUAUGACUGUAAAAUACUGACGUCGCUAGAUAAAUUCCCAAUGCAUAACCAGUGCUCCUAUCAUGAUGAAUUCUUCGUCGUUACGUGCAUCUACAACUACUUGAAAGAUAUAAGCUACAGAAUAAAAGGGAAUAACAUUGAGAUAACAAAUAUGGACAAAAAGACAAAGUUGAAACUACUGUUAUUUAAAAAAUUAAUAUUAAUUAAUGCAAGUUUGAAAUAUAAAGAUGAGAUAAGCAUCUUGAGUCACUUAUGUAACCCUAUAAACACAAUAUUAUUUGAAGAUAACAAAUUUUGGAACGCCUACAUAGAUUCAUGUAUACUAUGCAUUGAAGAUUUAAUUGGUCAAUUAAAAAAAUAUAUAAAUAUUUUAAAUCACGACCAAACUGUUUAUUCUGUUGAAGAAAAGGCAGAACUGAAGAGUGUAUUAGAAAAGAACAGAAUAAAUAAAUUAAAAGACACCAUAGUAUUAACGUGUAUAUAUUUAAAAGGAGUUGCCUUGUGGUCAAUUGCCAUAAGCAUUAUCUGCAAAAAUGUCAUAGUAUCGGUUAUUAGGAAGUUAUCCUCCAUCAUAGUUUCCUUAUCCUAUGUUUUAUUUGACUUUUUAAAUUUCAUCAAAAUAAAUGAAUUAUAUGACCCACUGCACCACCUACUUUAUGAAAUGAAUUCCAUUGUGGACAUUUUUAAAUUUUAUAAAGAAGAUAUUUUAGACAACAAGUAUCAGUACUCCUACAACUUAUAUAAAGGAUUAUCGUAUCUGUUCAGAAAUAAAUCCCUAAGAUACUAA